AUGUUUUAACAGCAUAAUAAUACUAUUUCAACGUCCCGAUCUAAUUCAUCCAUUAAUCAAACACCAAGGAGAUUAAUACGUGUUGGCACUCCUUCUGGUAUUGACAAUGCAAGUGCUAUGAAAAAGAACGAAGAAUUUAACAAAUAAAUAGAAUUAUAUAAACAAAGAGAAUCUCACUACAAGAAAAUCAUUUUUGCCAAAGAUUAAGAAAUAUCAAUGAUGAAAUCACACAUUUAGUAAUUAGAAGAAAAUAUCAAUCAGAAUAAUCUGUCCAACCAAAUAUAAAAAUAGAUUUAAGAUCUAACUUAAUAAGUCCAAAUCUUGUUAGAAUCAUACAAUUAAAGGAUAAUUGAAAUUGAAAAUCUAAAAAAAUCAUAAGGUCAUGAUCAUACAGAAUUAGAAAGACAAGUUUUAUAAUUAUUAAGAGAGAAUUCUCAAUUGAUGAAUAGUCUAACCGUUUCACACACUCAAUAGGAUGCCUUAUCCAAAAAGAAUAGUUUAUAGAACAUAUCAAAAAUUCAUCCAUAGGAGACUUCUUGGAAACAAAGGUUUAUUAAAUUGAAUAAAGAAUACUACGAAUUACAAGAAAAGCAUGCCUUUUUAACAGCUGAAUUAGAAAAUAACAGAUCUAACUUUCGAUCCCCAAGUCUUGAAAGCUUUGAAGCUAUUAUAAGAUAAUGA
Messenger RNA from Paramecium tetraurelia, 681 nucleotides. RefSeq lists its product as uncharacterized. The record is from RefSeq and is a predicted model, not a curated record. NCBI's taxonomy places the organism in Eukaryota, Ciliophora, Oligohymenophorea, Peniculida, Parameciidae. The transcript has 3 exons.